UCGGCGGACGGCGGCUCGGAGCAGAGCAGGAGCCGCCCGGGCGCCGCGGCCCCCGCCGGGGGCACCCCGGGAGCCUUCAAGCAAACCAAAGCCCAGAGGGCCAGGACUAUGGCUCUGUACAACCCCAUCCCGGUCCGGCAGAACUGCUUCACCGUCAACAGAUCCCUCUUUCUCUUCGGGGAGGAUAACGUGGUGAGGAAAUACGCCAAGAAGCUCAUCGACUGGCCUCCCUUCGAAUACAUGAUUCUGGCCACGAUCAUUGCGAACUGCAUCGUCCUGGCGCUGGAGCAGCACCUGCCGGGAGAUGACAAGACACCUAUGUCCCGAAGAUUAGAGAAGACAGAGCCUUACUUCAUCGGGAUCUUUUGUUUUGAAGCUGGGAUUAAAAUCGUUGCUCUGGGAUUCGUUUUCCACAAGGGCUCAUACCUGCGGAAUGGCUGGAACGUCAUGGACUUCAUUGUGGUCCUCAGUGGCAUCCUUGCCACAGCUGGAACCCACUUCAACACACACGUGGAUCUGAGGACGCUGCGGGCAGUGCGUGUGCUCAGACCUCUGAAGCUCGUCUCAGGCAUUCCCAGUUUACAGAUCGUGUUGAAGUCCAUCAUGAAGGCCAUGGUGCCUCUUCUCCAGAUAGGCCUGCUGCUCUUUUUUGCUAUUCUGAUGUUUGCCAUCAUUGGCCUGGAGUUCUACAGUGGGAAGCUGCACCGGGCUUGCUACGCAAAUAAUUCAGGUGAACUAGAAGAGCUGGACCCUCCUCAUCCCUGUGGAGUGCAGGGGUGCCCCCCGGGUUACGAAUGUAAGGAGUGGAUUGGUCCCAAUGAUGGGAUCACUCAGUUUGACAACAUCCUCUUUGCUGUGUUGACCGUCUUCCAGUGCAUUACCAUGGAAGGGUGGACCACAGUGCUGUACAACACCAAUGAUGCCUUAGGAGCCACCUGGAACUGGCUGUACUUCAUCCCCCUCAUCAUCAUCGGAUCCUUCUUUGUUCUCAACCUUGUCUUGGGAGUGCUUUCUGGGGAAUUUGCCAAAGAGAGAGAGAGAGUGGAGAACCGCAGAGCCUUCAUGAAGCUGCGACGACAGCAGCAGAUUGAGCGGGAGCUGAAUGGCUACAGGGCCUGGAUAGAUAAAGCAGAGGAAGUGAUGCUGGCUGAAGAGAAUAAAAAUGCUGGAACUUCAGCUUUAGAAGUGCUCAGGAGAGCUACUAUCAAAAGAAACCGGACAGAAGCCAUGAAUCGUGACUCAAGUGAUGAACACUGUGUUGAUAUUUCGUCUGUAGGGACCCCCCUUGCUCGCUCCAGCAUCAAGAGUGCAAAAGUGGAUGGUGCCUCUUAUUUCCGGCACAAGGAACGACUUUUGCGUAUCUCCGUUCGCCAUAUGGUGAAAUCCCAGGUGUUUUACUGGAUCGUCUUGAGCCUUGUGGCUCUCAACACUGCCUGCGUGGCCAUUGUCCAUCACAACCAGCCAUUGUGGCUCACCCACUUACUCUACUAUGCAGAGUUCCUGUUUCUUGGGCUCUUCCUUUUGGAGAUGUCCUUAAAGAUGUAUGGAAUGGGGCCACGCCUUUAUUUCCACUCCUCUUUCAACUGCUUUGACUGUGGGGUCACAGUGGGAAGCAUCUUUGAAGUGGUGUGGGCCAUCUUCAGACCAGGGACUUCUUUCGGGAUCAGUGUUUUACGAGCUCUCCGCCUUCUGAGAAUAUUUAAAAUAACAAAGUAUUGGGCAUCCCUGAGGAAUUUGGUGGUCUCACUGAUGAGUUCCAUGAAGUCUAUUAUCAGUCUGCUCUUCCUCCUUUUCCUUUUCAUUGUAGUCUUUGCUCUGUUGGGAAUGCAGCUGUUUGGAGGCAGAUUUAAUUUCAUGGAUGGAACUCCUUCUGCAAACUUUGACACCUUUCCUGCAGCCAUCAUGACUGUGUUUCAGAUCCUGACAGGUGAGGACUGGAACGAAGUGAUGUACAAUGGCAUCCGCUCCCAGGGAGGAGUCCGCUCAGGCAUGUGGUCCUCCAUCUACUUCAUCGUCCUCACUUUGUUUGGAAACUACACCUUGCUGAAUGUGUUCUUGGCCAUUGCUGUGGACAACCUGGCCAAUGCUCAGGAGUUGACAAAGGAUGAGCAGGAGGAGGAGGAGGCUUUUAACCAGAAGCACGCCCUGCAGAAAGCCAAGGAAGUCAGCCCGAUGUCUGCCCCAAACAUGCCCACCGUUGAAAGGGACAGAAGGAGGAGACACCACAUGUCGAUGUGGGAACCACGCAGCAGCCAACUGAGAGAAAGAAGGAGGCGACACCACAUGUCAGUGUGGGAGCAGCGUACCAGUCAGCUCCGCAGGCACAUGCAGAUGUCCAGCCAGGAGGGAAUCAACAAGGAUGAACCUCCACUGCUCAACCCUCACGCCAGCAUAUUCAGGAGAAAAAAGCCAGGUGAAAAUGUAGCCUCAGAUAAGCCUGAGGAGGAACAGGGAGGCAAGGCAGAGCAGCCACAGGUGGAAGGCCUGGAACAGCCAACCACAGGCACCAACCUCAGUGCCAGUGAGGACAAGAGGAGCCCAUCCCCUCGAGCCAAGAGAGAAAGGGACCAGUGGCAUCAGAAAUCGUGUCAUGGGAACUGUGAUCCAACUGAACAAGAUGGCAGUGGAGGAGGAGGUUCAGGGAUUGAAGACAGAGCCCGGCUAAGACAGAGCCAGCGGCGCAGCCGGCACCGGAGGGUGCGGACUGAGGGGAAGGAGCCAGCUGGGGCUCUGGAGAGCCAGUCGACCAGCCAAGAUGCAGGCCUGGAGGAUGCCAAUCCUGCAGAGGGACAGGAGAAGAGGAAUGAAGGAAGAAAGGAGGACAAUUUGAGUCAGGGGGAGCAGGCAGGCGAGGAGCUGAAAAGAACCAAUGGAAUCCCAGCCAGCGAGGCUGAGGUCCCUGGGGCCACCAAAGACAGGAGUCCACCUAAAGUCCCUCAUGAGCUCAACCAGGGGAAUAAUGUAAGCCUGAUUGAUCAGGACUGCAGCGGCCUGGAUACCAGUGACCAAGCCCUCCUGGGCAGCCUCCAGAUGGAGAUGAGCAGAGCCAUCAGCAGGAGUGAACCAGACCUCUCCUCCAUCACAGCCAAUACUGAGAAAGCCACUGAGAGCACCACCAUCAUGAUCGAUGUCCAAGACUCCACUGUGGUACAGAUUAGCAACAAGACAGAUGGAGAAGCCAGCCCCUUGAAGGAGGCAGAGACAAAAGAGGAUGAGGAGGAGGCGGAAAAGAAGAAACGGAAAAAGGAGAAAAGCUCAGAGACGGGCAAAGCAAUGGUGCCUCACAGCUCCAUGUUCAUCUUCAGCACAACUAACCCUGUGCGAAGAGCCUGUCAUUACAUUGUGAACCUGCGCUACUUUGAGAUGUGCAUCCUCCUGGUGAUUGCAGCUAGCAGCAUUGCAUUGGCAGCCGAAGACCCCGUCCUGACCAACUCUGACAGGAAUAAAGUCCUGAGGUAUUUUGACUAUGUUUUCACUGGUGUCUUCACCUUUGAGAUGGUUAUAAAGAUGAUAGAUCAGGGCUUGAUCCUGCAGGAUGGCUCCUAUUUCCGAGACCUCUGGAACAUCCUGGACUUCAUCGUGGUGGUGGGGGCUUUGGUGGCUUUCGCCUUGGCGAAUGCUUUGGGGACCAACAAGGGCCGGGAUAUCAAAACUAUUAAGUCUCUCCGUGUACUGCGGGUCCUGAGGCCGCUGAAAACUAUUAAGCGAUUGCCCAAACUCAAGGCUGUCUUUGACUGUGUUGUGACUUCCUUGAAGAAUGUCUUCAACAUACUCAUUGUUUACAAGCUCUUCAUGUUCAUCUUUGCUGUCAUUGCUGUCCAGCUUUUCAAGGGGAAAUUUUUCUAUUGUACAGACAGCUCUAAGGACACCGAGAAGGACUGCAUAGGCAAUUAUGUGGACCAUGAGAAAAACAAGAUGGAAGUGAAGUGCCGUGAAUGGAAGCGCCAUGAAUUCCACUAUGACAAUAUCAUUUGGGCUUUACUUACACUCUUCACUGUCUCCACUGGAGAGGGGUGGCCACAGGUGCUGCAGCAUUCCGUGGAUGUGACCGAGGAGGACCGGGGGCCCAGCCGCAGUAACCGCAUGGAGAUGUCCAUUUUUUAUGUGGUGUAUUUUGUGGUCUUCCCUUUCUUCUUUGUCAACAUCUUUGUGGCUCUCAUUAUCAUCACAUUCCAGGAGCAAGGAGACAAAAUGAUGGAGGAAUGCAGUCUGGAGAAGAAUGAGAGGGCAUGCAUUGAUUUUGCCAUCAGUGCCAAACCUCUCACUCGCUACAUGCCUCAAAACCGACAUACCUUCCAGUACCGUGUCUGGCACUUUGUGGUCUCCCCUUCCUUUGAAUACACCAUCAUGGCCAUGAUAGCUUUGAAUACUGUGGUGCUGAUGAUGAAGUAUUAUUCUGCACCCUAUACAUAUGAGCUGGCUUUGAAGUACCUGAACAUUGCAUUUACCAUGGUGUUCUCCUUGGAAUGUGUCCUGAAGAUCAUAGCUUUUGGCUUCUUGAAUUAUUUCCGGGACACCUGGAACAUCUUUGACUUCAUCACUGUGAUUGGCAGCAUCACAGAAAUUAUCUUGACAGACACCAAGUUGGUAAACACCAGCGGGUUCAACAUGAGCUUUCUGAAACUGUUCCGGGCUGCUCGCCUCAUCAAACUGCUCCGCCAGGGCUACACCAUCCGUAUUCUGCUGUGGACCUUUGUGCAGUCUUUCAAGGCCCUUCCCUACGUUUGUCUCUUGAUAGCUAUGCUUUUCUUCAUAUACGCAAUCAUUGGGAUGCAGGUUUUUGGGAAUAUCAAACUAGAUGAAGGAAGCCACAUAAACCGACACAACAACUUCCGCAGCUUCUUGGGCUCCCUCAUGCUCCUCUUUAGGAGUGCCACAGGUGAGGCAUGGCAAGAGAUCAUGCUUUCAUGCCUGGAAGGCAAAGGCUGUGAGCCCGACACUACAGCGACAUCUGGACAGAAUGAGAAUGAGCGCUGCGGCACUGACCUGGCUUAUGUUUACUUUGUCUCCUUCAUCUUCUUUUGCUCAUUCCUGAUGCUCAAUCUGUUUGUGGCGGUCAUAAUGGACAAUUUUGAAUACCUGACUCGGGAUUCCUCCAUUCUGGGGCCUCAUCACCUAGACGAAUUUGUCCGGAUCUGGGCGGAGUAUGACAGAGCCGCAUGUGGCCGCAUCCAUUACACUGAGAUGUAUGAAAUGCUGACUCUCAUGUCACCACCGCUAGGCCUCGGCAAGAGAUGUCCCUCCAAAGUGGCCUAUAAGAGGCUGGUGCUGAUGAACAUGCCUGUGGCUGAGGAUAUGACUGUCCAUUUCACCUCCACCUUGAUGGCAUUGAUUCGAACAGCGCUGGACAUAAAAAUUGCCAAAGGUGGUGCAGACUGGCAGCAGUUGGAUUCAGAGCUGCAGAAGGAGAUCCUGACCAUCUGGCCUCACCUAUCCCAGAAGAUGCUGGACUUACUAGUGCCCAUGCCAAAAACUUCAGACCUGACUGUUGGCAAAAUAUAUGCAGCCAUGAUGAUCAUGGACUAUUACAAGCAGAGCAAAGCAAAGAAGCAGAAGCAGCAACUGGAGGAACAGAAAAAUGCCCCUAUGUUCCAGCGCAUGGAGCCCUCAUCUCUGCCUCAAGAGAUCAUUUCUAAUGCCAAAGCUCUGCCUUACCUCCAGCAAGACACCCUGUCAGGCCUGAGCAGCCGGAGUGGGUUCCCCUCCCUGAGUCCACUCUCUCCUCAAGAGAUAUUUCAGCUGGCUUGUAUGGAUCCAACACAUGGGCAGUACCAGGAGCACCAAUCACUGGAGCCAGAGGUUAGAGAGUUUAAAAGAGUGCAGCCCUCUAACCGUGGCAACUAUCUCCCCGUGGACACUCAGGAGCGCGCUGUAUCUGGGAGGGCCUCCUCCAUGCCACGCCUGACAGUGGAUCCCCAGGUGGUUACAGACACAAGCUCUAUGAGACGAUCAUUCUCCACCAUCCGGGACAAACGUACCAACAGCUCCUGGCUGGAUGAGUUCUCCAUGGAGCGAAGUAGUGAGAACACUUACAAGUCUCGCCGGCGCAGUUACCACUCCUCGCUACAGCUGUCUGCUCGCCGCCUGAAUGCAGACUCAGGCCACCGGUCUGAUACACAUCGUUCAGGUGGCAGAGAACGAGGGCGAUCCAAAGAACGCAAGCACCUGCUGUCUCCAGACAUCUCCCGCUGCAACUCGGAGGAGAGGAGUCCCCAGGCAGACUGUGAGUCUCCAGAACGGCGGCGUCAAUCCAGAUCACCCAGCGAGGGAAGGUCGCAGACGCCCAACAGGCAGAGCACAGGUUCCUUGAGUGAAAGCUCCAUCCCCUCUAUAUCUGACACCAGCACCCCAAGGAGAGGUCGCCGGCAGCUCCCUCCUGUGCCGCCCAAGCCACGGCCUUUCAUCUCGUACACCUCCAUGAUGCAGCAUGCUGGUGACACCUUCCCACAACCUGACGAGAGCGAGGGUGGGUCCCCUCUGCUUUCCAAGGCUCUGGAGACGAAUGACACCUGCCUGACCGAGUCUUCCAGCUCUCCGCAGGGAAAGCAGAGCCGGCACUCCACCCCACAGCGCUACAUCUCAGAGCCCUACCUGGCCCUGCAUGAUGACUCCCACGCCUCAGACUGCGGCGAGGAGGAGACACUCACCUUCGAGGCUGCUGUCGCCACCAGCCUUGGCCGCUCCAACACAAUUGGCUCAGCCCCUCCGAUGAGGCACAGCUGGCAGAUGCCCAAUGGGCAUUACCGGAGGAGGAGGAGAGGGGCGGCACAGGGGGUGAUGUGUGGGGCUAGCAUUAAUGUGCUAAGUGAUACGGAGGAAGAUGACAAGUGCUAGAGGCCGCUGCCCCCUCCAAUGCAUGCUCUUCGCCACGCCUGGGAAUGAAAUGAAACCAAAAUCAAAUGCAGGAGAAACAAAAUUCUUUGUGCAAAAAAAAAAAUGUCAACCCCUGGAUUCCUUUUCUUCUUUCCUUUUUUUUUUUUCUGCACAGAGGAGCAGCAUUUGAUUAGCUUGUGCAACCAUGGCCUGGUCAGCUGCUUGUGCUGGUGAGAUGAGUGUGAAAUGGCCCCUCCCAAGAGAAAUGGGACUGCGUGCCUAGGGGAAUCAUGAGUGUACUUCCCUCUGCUGCAGAGAACACAGCAGGAAGAAACUAGGCCCCUGGGGUUUGUUUUUUAUCAUCCUUUGCCCCUUGAGGCUUGGCCAAAAAAAAAAGAAACACAACCCCAGCAGGUGGCUUUAGGCACGUUUUAUUUUUCCCUUGGGAAGCCAGAGAGCAGAUGGAUAGAGGCAGACUCAGGGCCCUUCAAGAGGUGCACACACUAUUGCUCAGGGCCUUUGGCACUGCCUGGCAUUUUUGGUUUGCUUCCCAAACAUUUCAGCAACAAAACGGAAAGGAGGAAUGUGUUGGGAGGGGAGGGGCGCAGGAGCAGGAUCAUUUGGGUUCAGCGACAGACAGCAGCUGCUGUGCACGAUGGAAGGCGAUCAAUGUGAGUGAAACCAAACCAAAAUGGCUUGUACCAUGGGGAGAUUAAAGGGGAGGGGGCGGGUAGGAAAUGGUGCUGCUGAUUGUAACCCAUCUCGCUCGUACAUAUAUUUAUUUAUAUACCAAGAACUAUAGGUGUGUGUGUAUAUACGGUAUGUGUGUGUAUAUAUAUUUAUAUGCUGUAUAUAUAAAGAUAUACACAUACAUGUGUUUGUUUUAGUAAACUGGCAUGUGAUCUAACCAGGGCCACCCUCACCCAGAGGUUCCCAGGACAGUAGAUGAGCUCUUUUAUUGACCAAGGUGCCAAAUACGAGUUUUUCCUUCCCUGAGUCCUGAUCACAUAGACAAACCAGGUGGGAUGAGGCCUCUCUUUCACUCUGCCUGGAGGGUGGCAGACAAGCUUUUAUGACAUGAAAAAUGUAGUGAAUGGUAGAUCUGAAGCAAAAGGAGGAGCUGCCACUGUGACAUUACUGAGGGUAGUGGUUGUACUGCUGAGCCAUUAUUUUUGCAACUAGAUUGACUGCCAGCUAGACUGAGGAUCUGACGUUGUGCCAAGGAUGUUACAGCCACCUGUUCUAGUGCCAGUGCUGUGCAGUCCUCUCUGGACUGUGUGACCAUAGGAUCUAGAAGGCAGGGUAGGGUGGUACUUUGGAGGCUACUCAUGGGAUGCAGAGAAAGGAGUGGGAACAUCCAGUACCCCAGUACCUCCCUGCUCCCUCUUGUGAGCAUGGCUGGCUUGGCAUCAUGUUUUCUCUCGCCCUUACCGCUCAGGUGCUUGUCACUGAUGCAUGGAAAUCUCUGUGUACUCAGUGUCCGAUAUAAAGCCCUCUGAUGGCAGCAAAAAUCUGCCUGCAACUUCAGUGGGCUUUGGAUCGGGUCCUUGUUGAUCCCUCUGUGCCUGACACGUUGUGCAUUAGCAAACUGUUUUGGCGUGAAUGAGUAGACUGAGUCCUACUGGUUCACUCUAGUGCCUUCUGGCAUUGAUUUUUAGGAGAGCGGGGCAGAGGUAGCUCUGAAUGCUGCCAGAAAGAUAUGGUGCCAGCCAUGGUUAAAUCAGUUAGGAAUAGGCAGACAGUUUGAGAAGCAAAGCCCCUCCUGAGCCUCUCUCAACAAGAACACAAAAAUGCCAUCUAGCCAGUAUCCUGUCUCUGAACGUGGCAGAAGAGGAUGCUACAGAGAGAGCGCACUGAACUGGAUAUCUCUAAAGUGAUCUAUCCCCUAUUCAAUACCCUCCACCAUUAUUAGUUUAAAGAUGCUGUUCAACAGCCAUUAAUAGAUCUACUAUCCAUGAGUUAUCUAGUCUCUUUUUGAACUUGGCUAUGCUAUCUGCCUCUACCACCUCUUGUGGCAAUGAAUUCUACAAGUUUACUACACAUUGGGUAAAAAUUCUUUAUCUGUGCCUCUAGAGCAGGACUAGGUUGCCUAGUCAGACCCCUCACAUUUCUCCCCAAGGUUUCCCUGGGAGUUGAAUACAUACCCACCCAGCCCUCAGCCAAGAGAUCUAGAAUCAAUGCCUCAUUCCCCAUUCUCACCCCACGACUGAAGCAUCAAGCAAGAAAUUCCUCAAAGCAAACUUCAUGGAUUAGAAAGGAGAUUAAAAGUGGGAGGGUUGGGCAGUUGACAUGGAAAAUGUGACCAUCAGAAAUGAACCUUCUUCCCCUACAGCUGGAUCUCAGCAAAGAGGAACACUAAUAUAUAUCAGCCCUUGGAGAUCAACCUGCAGACACAAAGUUACAGACAGAAAGACUCAACAACCACCACUGAUUAAAGGUAUAGGCAGCAUAAUUGCUUUUCCAAUUGCAGGAACUGGUCUAGGCCUUCAUCACCACAACCAUUGGAAUCUCCCCUGGGCUUGUCAGGGGCUGUGUGAAAUUGCCUUUGGAGGGCACUGAUCUGGUACUGGAGACCACUGGGCCAUGUGGAACUGAAAAGGGUUUGUCUGAGUAACUUUAAAGAUGACUGAAGCAUUUGUGGCACUGGCCUGGGGAGGCUGUGUUACUCAGGGGUAUCACCAGGUCAACCCAGAGACAGCCCCGUUCAGUUAUUUUCACCACACCACCAUGUAACAGUGAAAUCAGUCUAUUCUAGGGAAGUUUAUAUAAUUGUACAGGGACUCUUUAUUGUAUCCCUUAAUCUGUAACACAGGGUGCCUUAAUUUGUUCAAGUUCUAUGUACAGUGCUCAGAGGGCAAAAAAUUACACCUGAAAAUGUUUAAACACCUCUCAAAAUGACCUAGUAUGAGCUCUGCUAAUAACAAACACAUCAUGACUUUAAGGUCCUGUGUCUCAUUGCCCUUAAGGGAUAAAAGUAGCAUGCCACGCAUCUCCCCUUUCUACUGGUAUAGGGAGCCUGAGGGAGCUUGGCAUCCAAAUCCCAUUGGUAGGUCUACAGAUAUUGGGCACCAAGCUCCCAUCUGUGCCUUUCAAAAUCUCUGCCUAGAACUCCUAUUUCUAGCUCUGGAACCUCAUGAAGUAUUGUACAAUCAAUCUGUCCCUGCCCCAAGAAGUGUUAUUUCUCCUAGAACAGGUCUUUGCCCUUUCUGACUCAUAAAGGGACACAUUCUGUAUGUGAGGGAAAGGAAGAAAUAUUCUUAUGGCAGCCUAGAAAGGUCCCCACCCCCUGGGCACUUCCUCAUGGCUGGGCCCAGUACUGCAGUGGUUCUUUCUCAGUUUCUUCAUCAGCUUUUCCUACCUGUGCUAGUGACUUGUGGAUCUACCCUUCAGCCUAAUUGUUAUGAAUGAUCCAACCCUCCCUGCCAGGGUGCCAGAGACAGUCAUGGUCCAGGACAAGCAAGAAAUGAAGGAAUAUUUGCCCCAUUAAAGCUUAGUCCUUUGUGCCCCUUGAAGGUUAUUCAUUCAUAGCUCCAUUUCAUCCAUAUUCAUCCAUUUCCUUAGCUCACCACUCAGCCCAACUCUUUUUCCCAUAUAAGCUACAUUCAAACGUGAAUGAUCAUUACUGGACCCCAGGUAAAAUUAAAUGGGCCAAUGCUAGGUCUGCUUUCAUUCCAGGAAGACUUUGACCAGCCACAGUCCUGGUCAGGAAGGCCCCAUCCCCAAUGAGAGAUAUUUGUCUCUGCUCCUUCCCUGCCCACCUCCAGCUGCUUGAACUCUCACUCCUGUUCAGCCCCCUUCCACAGGCCUGACACUCAUGACGUGCAGCAGGCAGGGUUGAUUUUCCCCUCCCCACACUGUACACUAAGCCUUUCCAGCUUGCAUGGGGAUUGCGCUCACCAUCACAGGCGGAGCGCUGAAUCUGCUCAGGGCUUUCAAAUGUCAGAACCGGUUCCAGUGGGAGAUGGGGUUUAUGAGCAGAGUGCAUUUCACUUGCAUGUUUCUGUGCCUCAGCAGCAACCUAGCCCAGAGUUUUCCACUUUCUAUCACAUCCUUUGCUCUGCCUCUUCUUCCAUAGCCCUAUAGUGUAGCCACACAUGUGGCACCUGUGUGGAGAAUGUGUCUAUCACUUGCACUGAAGCAUGUGUCUGUGUCUGUGUACGUGUGUGGCUUGCUUAUAUGCAGAGAGGUAGUUAGGCAUGUUAGUCUGAAGUCAGUCGGAAGGCAAGAUAGACAUGCAGCUUUAUAAACUAACUGAAUAAGAUCUAAAAGGAGAGCACACGCUUUCGUGAACCCAAGUUCACUUCAUCAGUUGCUGUGAAGGGGCAGCACAGAGAAGAGUAUGAAGUGGAGUAAGUGAUUAGAAUACAGUGAGUAGGAAAGCAGGAGCGAAGAGGAAGGCAGCGGGGAGUGCUGUGAGAGGGAUCCAUGCAAAGAACCCAUUGGCAGCCAAUCCUGAACAGGGCUGAUUUCCUCUUGGGAAGCUGUGUGAUUUUAGGCUGAAGAAGUCCAUGGGGCUUUUCUUCUGUCUUUCACCUGAGCCUUGCCCUUCACUUUCAGGAAAGCAUGUACAGAAGCAGCCUUGUGCCCUGCCCCCAGUUUGCAGUAUCUGCCACUGUUGUUUGAGCAGAGCCCAAGCACAGAUUGAAACAUUUCUUCUCCCAUGCAGAGGUGUUUCCACAGUAGCAGAGGUGGAUGGCAGAUUUUCACUACCAGUCCGAGGCCAUGGACUUGGGAGCCCAUGCCUAUGCAGCCAAACAUUUAAGUGCAAGCUUAAUUUUGCUAAUUAAAUUGCAUAAAUGCUCUACUGGCCUGCAGCUCUGGUGCAGCCAGGGUAUCUCAGUGCAGAUUGGAAGGCAGCACAGCCUCUGAACUGAUUUGUCUGUAGUCAUCUUUUGACUGACAUUUGGUUUCCCUUUCCUAAAGUUCAGUAAGCCCAGUCUGAGAGAGGAGGACUCUCCCCACACCUUACAGAAAACGAUCCCUAACAUAUAUGCAUAUUCCCAAUACACACUUAUCUCUCCCCCCACAUAUAUACACAUAAACACCCUGGAACAAACCAGCAGCAGAUGCCAAACAGCAUUAGUAAUAUGCCUGUAUUAUAGAGCAUCUUUCAUUGCAACAUAAGGCAUUUAUGAAAAUGGCUCAGGCUUGCUAGUGCUGAUAUUGGAAAGCGAUUGCAAGAGGGUUCACGAUAAGGGGCAACAUGGGGAUCAGGGUUAUUGUCCAGGUGCUGUGAGAGGGGUGAGCAGGUUUGCUUGCAGCACUGGGACAGUGGAUCUGAGAGGCAUGUGCUCAUCUGCAGAGUUGAAAAGGUUGAUCCAUCUGGGAUAGCUUCCUAAUGUAUAAUUUUACUGUUUAAAAUCCAGCAUGUGGCUGAAUUCCAGCUCCAGUGGUAAUUGAUCUAGUAAUUCCAUUCUGCCAGUCUGACUUCCUGCCACAGAUUCAAAGGCACGUGCUGGGCUUCACUCACUGUGACAGAGAGAUGUAGGUGUAGCACAACUGUUCUGCUUCCACCUCAGAGGAAGUUGCAUUUAGGGAGGAUAUGUUGUGGUCUUUGUACUUGGCCCCUGUGAAGCCCAUGAGAGUUUUGCCAUUUACUUGUGCAUGUCUAGGGUUUGCCUGUGGUCUGUGCAAGUGCUUUGGAACAGAAGAUAUUCUGUAAAAGAAAUAUCCAUUGCAGUAGAUUAUUGGAGUCAGUUGGUGACUGCUGGAUUCUGAACCCAGAAUUCUGGUUGUGUGUGUAUGUGUGCAUGCACUCAUAUGCAUGUCAGGGUCAGGGAAGAAGCUAUCCUCUGAAUACACAUGUUUUGGGAUGGUUUAACUGGGAACUGUGGUGGCCCUUGCCCCUCACCUCUUUCAUCUGUUCCUUCCUUUCUGUCUUUGGGUGGAGGUGUUGCAUGUCAUUCAGGUUGCCCAGCACCCAAGACCAACCAAAAUCUUACCCUAGACAAGUGGCAUUUUAUUCUGUGCUUUCUACUGGGUAAGUCACUGCUCUGGACUUAGGAAUCCUGGGUUCAUUAACCAGCACUACAUCUGCAAGUAAAACCAGCAUCCCACUGCAUUUUCUGAGUUUGUGGGAGAGAGGUGUUGAUUUAAAAAAUCUCAACCAGCUCUAAGAAUUGCACAGUUCUUGAGGGACGAUCAUGAUCUACACAUGUCUCACUCCAGAGAAUGACUGCCACAUUCUUGUACUGACUAAACCCAUCCACCCACCCACUUUCUCAGAAUGCCCCUUCCAGGCUGCAAAUUCCUUCCCCUUCCCUAGUUUAUUGACCCAGUCUCAACAAUUAACCCAUCCUUGGACAAGCUGUUUCAGCUGCUGAAGACACACACACAUGCGCAUAUACAGCACCUCUUCAAGUUACUUGAACCACCUUUAUCCACCUGUUUGUGUUCUCUUAUCCAGCAAGCAAGAUGGCUCCCUGGCUCAGCUCCCAGCAUGUCCUAUUUGUGGGUUUUGUGGCUUGCUUAUAUGCAGAGAGGUAGUUAGGCAUGUUAGUCUGAAGUCAGUCAGAAGGCAAGAUAGACAUGCAACUUUAUAAACUAACUGAAUGAGAUCUAAAAGGAGAGCACACACUUUUGUGAACCCAAGUCUAAAGUCGUGAACCCAGAUUCUAAAGUCAUGCACAUUAAUUCACUGCCAUCCAAAGUCCUUUUUAAUUUUAGCAUUAAUGGUAAACACUUUGCAGGAUCUUUCUACCUCAUUGCACUCAUUUUCAUCAACAUCUGCCCUAUACAUCAAAUUCUACAGAAAGGAAGCAGUUAUGUUUAAUAAGUUACCUGUUUGUGGUUUUCAGGUCCUCACACAAUACAAUGAUGAUGUAUUAAGUUACAAGUGACAGGAAGGGCAGAUUCUCCUUGCCAGUUAGGGGUGUGGCUCUGAUUCUCAGGGUUUGAGGGCACGCUGUGUUUAACAUCUAAUUGUAUUGGGUGGGGCACUCUCUCAGGUGCUUCAGAAUCAGUUUGGGAGAGAGAGUUCUGGGUUGUGGAAAGAGGAUCCAGCCUGAGUCAUUUGUAUUUGGCCCAGAGAUGUGGGGCUGUUUGGGUCCAGGAAGCUGGUUCAAGAUCCCUGCUUGUCUCUGGUAUCAAAAGGCUUUCUGGUGCAGCAUCUAGGUACCAAGGACAGCUCCCCUGAAGCAUGGGUGUUCUUACCCAGGAGAAUAUAUAUAUAACCCCAGGCAGAGGAAUGCAGUAGAGACACUAUAUGAACAUACCUAAUGGGAUGGAUGAAUAUCAGGUGAAGGCUGAACAGGCCCCCUUGAUGUCUGUCCAAAGUACAGCAAAGGUGGCUAUCAAGGCCCAUUGGUUUCUUUUCAAUCUUUUAAAUCCUUCAUUAUGAGAAAUGUAAGGACAUACUCAGGGGAUUUUGUGACCCAAAUUUUUAAUUAGCAAGUGAGAUUGAAUUUGAGGAAGGUGGGCACUCUGUUCAAGCAUCAGCUGAAUGUGCUAGCCAGCAGUCUUAGUAGACAUGUGCUAGGGCCCUGCUGUACUGGAGUAGGCCAGAACAAGCCCCACGGACACUUGGACUAUAACUGUUGCAAUCUGAAGGCUUCUUUCUGGCUGGCUGGUUGUUUCUAACUACGUGUCAUUGUUCUGAUGCACUGUAGCAGGUAUUUGAAGCUUGAGACCCCCUCAGAUUAAGAUACUAUUUGAUGUGGAAUCCAGUUCAGGUUUUUUUGGAUCCCCCUCAUCUGGUCCCCACCCCCUCAAUGUUGUCAGGCAGCUAUAGAGUAGCAAAGGCCUGUGAUACUUUGCAGCACAGCAAAACUGCAAGACAUUCAAGAGCUGCUGAGCAUUGGUUCUGGGGUCUUGAGUGUCACUGAGGCCAUAGAUUUGAAUGAGCAUGUCCUCAGUGGUAUAUGGGACCCAUUUGUGCCCUCCCUACCCCAAGGACCCCUUUCAGUUUUCUGUGGAAAUAGACUUUCAUUUAAAUAAACCGAAAGUUUCUCCGGCAUUGAGAAGAAUUUAAAGCAAUGCUAGGAUGGUUUGAGCUUGGUCUGAAACCCACUGAACUCAAUGGAGAGACUCCACUUGAUUCCCAGAGACCAUGAAACAGGCCCUCAUUGGGGGUACAAAAGAUUUGAGGUCCUGGCUGGUGCUGACUGCUGCAAAUCCCAGUGACAAAUGGAAGCAAGAAAUGCUCGGCACCUCUCUCUUGAUCAUCAGGUGAACAUUACCCUACUCAGAUUCACUACCUACAGCAAUGAGCAUGAAAGCAGUAAAGGUCAACAUUGUCAACCAUUUCACAGAUGAUCACUUGAGCUCUUGGGUAGGUGUAGCGUCAUUACUGGGUUCCCCUAGUUAUGAUUCCAGCUGAGCCAGGGAGUGACCUGUACCAUCCUAACAUCUGAUAAAUACCUAAAUGCAUCACAGCCAAGUACUUCAGAAAUGACCAGAAGUCAACCACUGUGGGCCCCUCAGGUCAGAGAGUCAGUCUUUGGUUCCUCAGCACUAGUAAGGUAAUAGUGUUGUUGCUACUAGAUCAUUCUAAACCUCUCUUGGAAGGGCAGAUCUCCCCAUGGUACAAAUUGUUAGGAAAGGAGGUGGUUGUGGUCAGGCAGAUGUGGUGAGAUGAUGGUAUUGUAAAUAAGGGGGGAGGGAAGGGUGCAUCUUGACCUUCUAAAUGCAAAAAGAUUUAUGACAAUAAGCCAUGCUCUGUGUAAAUACAUUAUUGGGGUGGGGGUGGGGCUCUGUGUGUGCAUUAGUUGGGUGAAGGGAGUUAUAAGGGGAGGGGUCUUGUUUCAUGUUGAUUUUAAAGCUUAUACCUUAUUUCUUAUUCUUACAGUCAUGACUGAGACCAGCAAGUGUGCAAUGAAGUUUAUAAGAGUUUUGAAAUAUUUCCUAGCAGUUUUUUAAAGACCUAUUUUAAGGUUACUAUCACUUCAACCCACGGUCUGGUCUCUCUCCCCUACAAAAGCUCUUAACUGUUUCCCCCCUAUUGAAGGGUAGGUGCAUAUCCUCCUGCCCCUGGGAAUCUAGAUUGAGCACUGGUAUGUGCCAUCACAGAAAGGAGUUGGGCCUCUUUCAGCUCGGCAGCUGGCCAUGAGACUUCUGGCUGGGCCAUAUCUAAAGGCUGGAACUGGGAUCCAGUCAUGGCUACAGAUGAUUCUCCAAGGAGUGAAGUCUUGAUGCUGGAUGAAAACAGUUGGCUCAUUAGACUCUGAAGAAUAACCCAGAAGUGGAUUCAGGUGUGUCUGAAUGCAGCAGGAUUCAGUUUCAAAACUAGUGAUUGCACCCAAAACUUGUAAUGGGGCUGAGACAGAGUAGAGAGAUCUGGCUAGGCAUUUACACUGAGCUUAUUGCCAUAAUGUCUGAGCAGCAAAGGAGGCUGGGCUGCCUCCAUGCACCACAUCAUUCCCAGGUUAGUGUUGAAGUGUUGUGGUUUUCUCUGAUUCAGAAUGGAGACUUAGUCUCUCUCCAAGUGCUGGAGCCAAGAAGCUCAAAUGAUCUUGGUGGUAGGAGAGAUGUGUCCAACUGGGCGCUAAAGCUUUGCUAUAGGAUGGAGACAGAGCCUCUCUCUAGCUGCUGAUGCUGCCAACAGAAGGAGCUGUGCACUUUCCUGCUCUUAAAUGGAAUGUCCUGCCCCAUGCCCACCUUCAUGGCACAAGCACUUCCUAAUGCAUUUGGACUGGGAGGUGGAAGCAUUUUCAUCUUAGCGUGGUGCCCUUUGGACACCACAGGUGGAGAAAGGCGUAGGUUUUUGUUGGUAUCUCCAACAUAGGUGCCCCAAACUAUUCCUUUUGAAACAGCCUUGGUCAUGAGCAGGCAUCAAUUAAAUGUACAGACUGGACAAGUUAGCUGGAACCACAAAACGGGGAAAGAGAAUCUAUAAAAGUCAAAGAGUCAUUACAAUAAAGCACUGAGGGACAAAUGGAAUCCAUGUAACAGGAGCAGAAUUUGCCUGAAAUGAGAGCUUAAAUAUUGCCACCCAUAUUCUUUAGUAGCUCUCCAUCAAGUUAUCCUUGGAUGAGCAUUGUCAUACAUUAUAUAGCUACCAGCUGGCUCACUGAAAAUUUAUUUGAAGUUCAUGAACCAGGUAACAAGCAUACAGCAACAGCACAGAGUCUGAACCCAAGUAGAGCUUUUAUUCAUAUAUACUGGUGUUUUAUUAACAUAUAGAAAUUCUUUGUAUGAAGGUAAACCAUGCUGAUGGGAAUGGUUCUUUUCAGUGGCACUGUGAGAAUGGACUGAUUCCAUCUACUUGGCAGAAUCUAUAAUUUGUUUACCCUUGUAGAAGUGGUGAGAUAUGCCCAAGGGGUCAUUGAAUUUGAAAGCAAAUGGGGACAAUACAGUAUCUUAGAGCACAGGCUGUAAAACCAAAAAAAAAAAAAAAAAGGGAAAAAGAGACCAGGAAAAAGACUACAACUAGGAGAGAGGAUGUUUUCAAGGUACUUCUGCAACCUGCAUACCCUUUUUUUAAGUCUCUGGACUAAUUUUGCUUCUGUAUAAUAUCUCUUCAAUGGCCUAAAGAAGGUUUUACAGCCAAAAGAACCUUUCUUCACCUUGGAUAUAUCCAUAGGAUACUUAUUGCUGCUAAGAUCUCAGCCUGUGGUCAGGCUCAAGAAUCACUGCUGUACUUUGAGCAAGCUGUCCAAAACCAAGGGGACUUUUAUUUCAUUGCAACCAGAAGAUGACCUUUUUGACUUCAAUUGCCCUUCAACUUAGCAGAGGGAAAACUGAGAAGAGGGCUAUGGCAGGACAUGGGGAGGGGAGCAUUUAACAAGAAUUCCUUGCAGAGAAUGGGCUAUGACAGGGUGUAGAGA
This is a messenger RNA of Gavialis gangeticus (Gharial), 17576 nucleotides long. RefSeq names its product calcium voltage-gated channel subunit alpha1 E (gene CACNA1E). The record is from RefSeq and is a predicted model, not a curated record. The transcript is spliced from 48 exons. NCBI's taxonomy places the organism in Eukaryota, Metazoa, Chordata, Crocodylia, Gavialidae. Gene Ontology annotation, cellular component: membrane; neuronal cell body; voltage-gated calcium channel complex. The coding region runs from base 109 to 6834 and encodes 2241 amino acids. Gene Ontology annotation, molecular function: high voltage-gated calcium channel activity; calcium ion binding. Gene Ontology annotation, biological process: calcium ion import across plasma membrane; chemical synaptic transmission.